ACUCAAUAGAACAGUUUGAAAGGGUCCUGACGUUUUAUUCGAGAGGAGGCUGAAGAUUGACGUGACGACUCGACCAUUGUCGUCAACAGAACUUAUAUUGAAUCUGACUCCAGAGGGAUGUUCGACCUACAACUAAAGUGACAUUUGCGAAAGAACGAAAUAAUUUUACAUCUCAUUACUUUUGUUUAUUUUCUUUCAAUUCAUGUCGAUUCUGUAUGCUGUAAAUUUUGUUCACUCAUUGUCUGAGGGUGAUCUUCGAACGAAGUUCAAAAUGGGUUGGUUUCUUUUACGAAAGCCUUAUCCGGGUUUAACUGAAGAGCAAAGAAUAGACAUACAUUCAAAUGAGUUACAUGUUGGUAGGGGAAGAGAGUGCUCUGUGCACUGUCUUAGCAUGUAUGUGUCUCGAAAGCAUUUAACAAUAAUCCCUAAAGAAGGUGGAAAUGUCUGUCUAAAAGAUCAUGGGUCUUCUAAUGGAACAUUUGUGAAUCAAACAAAAAUAACUCCUGGUGAGGAGUUUCCCCUGAAGGUUGGUGAUGAAAUUGGUAUUGGGAAUAUCAAUUGUGACAACAAAGACUGCUUUGUGUAUGAAGUACGGCAAGAAGAAGAUAGCACAAAUGGACAUAUAGAAAAUGUUAAAGGAAAUAGCAACUCUCCUGGAGUAAGGCAUUCAUUAGAUAGAGGACUGAAACGAUUUGCUACGGAGCCUGAAGUAGUUACUUUGGAUGAUGAUGAUGAUGAUAUUUUUCUUGAUGAUUGUGACUCUAAAAAAUCUAAAAAACCAAAAAUUGAUCAUGUGCAAACUUCAGUUCCUGAUUCAAAAAUGGAUUCUAGUUCAGCCAGCCUGUCCACAGUGUCCAUGGUUCAGAAUGAGUCUAAAGCUUGCACCAUUGAAAAGAAAAGUCCUGGCAUCAUUAAUUCUAUUUGUACUAAGGAAGAAAGCCUCACUAUGAAGGAAGCCAGUGUUGAUGAGAAACGCAACAUUGAAAAGAAAAGUCUUGACACCAUAAAUUCUAUCUGUUCUAUGCAAGAGAGUUUCACUAAAAAGAAAGUUGGUGCUGACGUGAAACCUAAUAAAAGUGAAAGUUCUUUGGGUUUAAAUACCUCAGCCAAUGCUCCUCAAAUGACAUCAGCUGAUAUGAAAUCUCAUUCUUUCAAAAUUGAUGAAAAAUCAAUGGAACCUGUGAAUUUUUCAAAAGGGUCUCUGUUGAAAGACAGUGCAACAAGCGAUAAGAUAAAAUUGUCUUCACCAUCGUCUGGGGAGCAAAUGUGCCCUCCUCCUCUUCCCGCGGCUUCUUCAAAUACUAUACCAGGGCGUUUUAGUUUGGACAAAAGCAUAACUAUGCCUAAAAAUCCUCGUCUUUCAUGUCUUAUGGAAGAUCGAUCUGACAUGUCAGCCGGAACUUUCAGGCUCUCUUCUCCAUCACUGACUGAGAGGGGUUCCUCGUCAUCUGCCUGCUCAACUCCCAACACUUCUAAGCAAGCCAACCAUGAAGAUGCCUUGCCAGUGCAGACAUCUACUCCCUGUGUUUCAAAAAUUGAGAAGCAAACAUCUACUUGUACAUCUCAAAGUGAAGCUGAUUGGUCACCCAUUGUGAAGGAUUCAUCCCGACAUAGUCAAGAUUCAUCUGCAAAUUAUACUCUAGAUGAACAAAUGAUACCUGUAGAUUCAAGUGAUGAUGAGGAUGAAGAGAUUUUCCCCUGUUCUCAGCUGUUUGCGGAAGAUGAUGAUGUGAAACCUGUGAUAGAAGAUUUACGGGAAGAAGCUGAUAUUGUAGACCUCUCAAUGGAGGAUGAGCCAGAAGAAAAUAAGAUUUCCAAUAACGAUGAACUAGAUGAGAUAGUCUUAUCUAGUGACGAAGAUGAAGAUGAUAUAGAAGAUGCAAACAGGUGGUACAUGAGGUUAUCGCAGUCCUUAGUGAAAAAGGAGCCUUUGGAAGACAAUCUAAAUGUCCCGGAGCAAAGUAAUAUUCUGGAAACUGAUGCCAGAGAAGAUAAUGAAAAAGAUAAGGACCCGAGACAUGAGGACCAGUUACAAGAUAUCUGGAAUAUUGAGUCGGAGGAGGAUGCUGAGAUGCCUCAGAUCAAAAAGAAAGUUACUGAUUUUCCUGGUGUCUGUAAGAUAGAGGAAUCGAAAGAACAGAAGAUAGCAAAGUCUGAAAUCAAGGUUGAACAUAAACCUAAAGAAGCAAAGGCUGAAAUCAAGGUUGAACAUAAACCUAAAGAAAAGUUAAAAGAGAAAUCUAAAGAUGAGCACAAGGACAGAGAAUCUGUGAAAGCUAGAGAAAAAGAGAGGGAAAAAGAAAGGGUUAGAGAAAAAGAUAGAAGAAGAGAAAGAGAGAGAAAGAGUGGAAAAGAGAAGAAGUCCUCCAAAGAGAAAGAUAUGAAAGACCUUGAACAUAGGAAAAAAAAGGAGCAGCAUAGAACAAAAAGUACGGACACCAACACUGAAAAACACAGGUCUCAUAUUAAUAGCCAUUCUUUUAAACAAGAACUCAAAAAUAAAAACGAGUUUACACAAAGUGCGAAAUUGAGAGAAAUGUUUCCAGACAGUGAUUCAGAUGAAAGUAUGGAUAAUUAUCCAGAAAGUUCCCAUAAGGAUGAUUCAAAAUCUCCACCUCCUUCAGAGGAGAUAGCCCUUGGUAAUAUAAGUAACGAACAUCCUCAGCCACUAGUGACUCUCACAAGAAUAGAGGAUGAUCCCAAAACAUGUGAGCGCUUUGGUCUUGUCUCUUCGGAUAGUCCCAGUGGUUCUCCUCUUCAAAAAAAGAAGAGCACCAGACAAAUUGAGUUAGUACCUGCUUUACCAAUGCCCCCCCGAAGAGCAAUCAAUCGUGGAAUAAGCAGUACCACAGCACUUAAAAUGUUCGAAGGUGAUAAACAAAAACCUCUAGAUUCUAAAGUAAGUAAAUCAGUACAGCCUAAAGACAAGAAGGCUUUAAGGAAAGAAAGGCUUGCAGAAGUUGCUGCUCAAAAUGCAUCUAAAGACAAAGGGAACUCAGAAUCAAAAAGAACUGCACCAGCCAAAAUUAAGGUCACUUCAUCCAACAGAGGGUCUUUCUUAGUUGACAAUGAUGAGUGUUCUCCUGCAAGCAGACCAAAAAGUCGUCGUGAUAUACGAAGUAUCAAGAUUCCUAAACUAAAGAAUAAACCAGCAAUCCAUCUCCCUACCAAGUCUCCAUUACAAGAUAUGAAUAUGUCUUGGGAUAAGAGCAAGCCAGAGGAGUGUGCACUUCCUGAACCUGUUGAAAUUCCUACUGGCCCUCAACCCAAAAAGCGAGUAGCUCAAGUUCCCCCUCCUGGAUUUUAUGGUGAUUCAUCUUCAAAGCCGAUAGCAGAUCUCCCUCCGCCUCCAAACAAAUCUUGCUUGUCUGGAUCGUCAAAGCAUAAUAUUGCUUUAAAUGAAGCAAAACCAAUCCCUGUUCAGAAAAGGGUUAGAUUCAAAGAAAAUCUUGUUGAGUAUCGAGAAAUUGAGAGACUGCCAAAUACAAGACCAGUCGGGUCUUCCAUGGAUGCUGAUAGACCAAAGCCCAUGAGUCAGGUUUCUUUGGCUGCUCCCCCCAUGCCCUUCAAGGCACCAGUUAUGCCCUCUGAUGAAAUAGUCUUGCAAGAUGUCAUCUAUGAUAUUUCCAAAUGGAAUCCUCUGUGGCUUAAGGAAGAAAAAAAUUUGCCUGCUGAUGUAUCUCCCCCAGUAGUAUCAAAUAUGGAUUUGCCAACAAUACCUAAAACAGAAUUUUUAGAUUUUAAAGAGUAUCAUGACACAAUGUAUCCACUUCUUAUGUUGGAGUUGUGGAAUGGCGUUUCUAAACAGUACAAUUCUAAUGAAUCAAGGAAAAACAUGAUAAUGGCAGUUGAUAGUGCUACCUCAUCUGCUGUUUAUCAUAGGCCAGACAGAAUGUUAACAACCCUGCACUGUCAUAUGAUUGUGGAUGAAAGAGGUGGAACAGACCAUCCCAGACUUGGAAAUUUGGUGGUCAUUGAUCUUUGUUUAAAGGAUCCUGCAGACAAGUUAGUUGUUAUCCCUGUAUUUGGGUAUGUGUCAUUUGACUCCAAAGAUCGUCUUCGACAGUCUGAUCAAGUUCACAAAGAUCUAGUAACGCAUUGCCAUAAACCAGCAUAUAAAAUACGCUUUUCAGUUAUGAUUAGAGAGCGCAAAAAUUGCACAUUCAAUAAAGGGGUUAUGCGUGUUAAAAAUGUUAAAUAUAUUCGGGGUGACCUACGGGUCUUUCAAGCAAUGAAAAAUCUUGAAUAUAUGCCAUUACAGUACAGCAUUAUUUCGCCCUCGGCAGCAAAUGAAGAUUUCACUCUUCCAGAAAUAAACAGCAAUCUAGCAUAUCCUGAGCAAUUAAACGAGACCCAAGUAAAAGUUGUCUUGAAAACAGCUGCAGUUUGUCAAGAAGUUAAACCCAAAAUAUGCCUCAUACAAGGUCCACCAGGAACUGGUAAAUCGCAUGUUAUAGCUAGCCUUGUGAUGCAGUUAUUGUAUAGAGAUAGCAUCUACUCUAAAGCAAACAGAGAAAAAGGCUUGGUCCCCAGAGUUUUGGUUUGUGCACCCUCUAACAAUGCAGUUGACCUGUUAGUUCGAAGGUUGCUACGAAAGAGAUCAAAACUAGAUAAAAGCCUCCGCUUUAAGAUGGUGCGUGUUGGCCAACCUCAAUACAUGCAACAAGAUGUAAAAGGUGUGUCCCUUCAAGAACUUGCCAAGGCUGACGUAGAGAAACAAGAUAAAACUGCCACACAUAACGUUGAUAUUGAAAGCUUGAAAGCAAAGCUCCGAAGCCUUGAAGAUGUUAUAGAAAACUUAAGGCUGAAAGACAAAAAUAUACCUCAAGAAUUGACAUUCCGUCAAGCUGACAUUCUUCGAAAACUGAGAGUUCUUGAAGACAGAAGCAAACAGCAAAGUCAUGCUGCCCAAAACUCUUCCAGACAAAAUUUUGCAGUUGAGCGUGCAGCCAUGACGAAAAUCCUGAGAGGUGCUGACAUUGUUGCCACAACUCUCAAUUCAUGUAUGAUUAAAGUUAUGGAGAAUGUUUUUCCACCAGUAUAUGAUCAGGGAAAAUACCACUUCCAGGUGUGUAUAGUAGAUGAAGCUACACAGUGCUUAGAAGUUGAAACCCUUAUUCCACUGUUGCUAGGGGUGAAAACUUUGGUCUUAGUUGGAGAUCCUAAUCAACUUCCAGCAACAAUAUUGUCAAAGGUUGCUCGAGAGAAAGGAUUGGGAACAUCUUUAUUUGCAAGACUACAGAAAAUCUUUCCACAAGCCCCUCAACUUCUCGACACACAGUAUCGUAUGCAUCCUGAAAUUUUGAGAUGGCCCAACAAAUUUUUCUACAACAGACGAUUAAAAACACCUGAGAGUCUGUCAUUUUGCCGGGACUCUAAAGUUAUCCCAUAUGCUGUUCUAAGUCUUCCAUUUCAACAAGAUAGACAAGGGGAGGUUAAUGUUGAUGAAGCUAAAUUGGUUCUACAAUUAGCUGAAGUAUUGAUAAAUAAAAAAGUUAUUGCUACAGAGUUUAAGGUGGGUAUAAUCACACCUUACCAAAGUCAAAGGAGGACAAUCAGUUCUAUGCUCCAAGAGAGAGCAUACCGUGACUUGAUUGAAGUAAAUACAAUUGACAGCUACCAAGGCCAAGAAAAAGAUGUCACUAUAAUUUCUUGUGUCCGGACAAACGGUGUUGGAUUCCUUUCGGAUCGCCAGAGAAUUAAUGUGGCGUUGACACGCGCUAAAUAUGCCGAGUUCAUUUGUGGCAAUUUUUCAUCAUUAGACAGGGAUAAUAUGUGGAAUAAUUUAUUAACAGAUGCUAGGCAACGAAAUUGCUUCCACGAAGUAAGAGGCCACUGUGAAAAUGAAGUGCUAUGGAAUUAUGUUCGUCGAAAACCUUAAAGAUAGCAGUUUUUUUGCCUAGCUUCUUUUAAGGCCUUAACAAGAACUAUGUACCUAUUUCAUUCUGUACUUCCGUCUAUUUAUUUUUAUGCUAAUUUUACUUUUUGUAAAAUUAUGAAUCAUUAUUUAUCAUUAUGUCUAAUGAAUUCCUGUGAACUUGAUCUCUUGCAUGUUUCGUUUUAUGCUCAUGCAAGAAAAUGUUUUUGAGCAUCUACAGUACUAUUACUCCUUGAUGUUACAGUUUCAUUUAGGUAAAAGAUGAGUGUUUGACGUGCUUGAUUAGAGAAACUGUCUUCUCUUUGUGAGAAGUGUCGAGUGAAACCUCGUUAGUGCGAACCCCGUUGUAACAUACACCCGCCUAUUACGCAAUAUUUUCGCUUCACUGCUGCAUUUAGAUUUUUUUAAAGGUAAAUUACGCUGUUACGACGUGAGCCACUACUGCGUGAUCCCGCUUAGAAUACUUUUUUGCUUUGAAGAAAGUGGAAAAAUCAAAGAGUUCUUAUUUUAUUAAAUGAACAAAACGCUGACUGAAAACCAAUGUUGUUUGCGGCAAGACUACUGAGCACGGACGGCUCCCUUUCUAAGCCUAUUAUCUUUUGGAAAGUCUCCAGAAACUAAAUGCAAUCAAUUUCCCCCUGCAAAAUCCUGUACUCAACGUAUUAUUUUACGUUGUUACGCGGUCUUUGUUAAAGCGUGAUCCCGAUUGUAACGUAUAACGGUGAAUCUGCACGGACCGAUUCGCACUAACAAGUUUCAAUGUGCUUUUAAACUCAGGUUCAAGAAAGGCUGUGCACCACAUAAUUUCCUUAUACCUAUAUUGAAUUUUGAUACCAGUGGAAAGGUUCUAGUCUGUAAAAGAACAGUCUUUUAAUCAAACAAAAUGUAAGUGUAAGUUUUGUAUAUUUUUCUAGUUAUUUAAAUAAAAGCCUUUUAUGGAGAAA
Molecule: messenger RNA, 6822 nt
Organism: Frankliniella occidentalis (western flower thrips)
Lineage: Eukaryota; Metazoa; Arthropoda; Insecta; Thysanoptera; Thripidae
Exons: 20
Coding region: 203-5881 (1892 amino acids)
Biological process (GO): termination of RNA polymerase II transcription
Cellular component (GO): nuclear body
Molecular function (GO): protein binding; helicase activity; transcription termination site sequence-specific DNA binding
Source: RefSeq, a predicted model, not a curated record